AUGGCAUCUUUACGAGUAAAAAAACCAAGCACCCGCAAGGGUAAAAAAGCUCUGGAGGAACGAGAGCCCAAAACGAUAGAAAAUCUCAAGAAAACGCUCAUCAUGGAAGGACGAAAGUGUUCGAAUGAUAUUCGGCAAGCGUUGAGGGAUUUGAAUUUGCUGAAGAAACCCAACUCGCGCAUGAUGCGACGAAACAAUGAUGUCACUCCGUUUGAAGAUGCCACCCCUUUGGAGCACCUGGCAAAAACGAAUGAUUGCCAUCUAUUUUUGUUCGGCUCGUCCUCGAAAAAGCGUCCAAACAAUCUGAUCUUGGGACGGACCUACGACGAACAGGUACUGGAUAUGGUAGAGUUCGGCAUCGAUCACUACACAGCGCUGGAAAAGUUUAAGACGGAAAAAAUAUCACAAUUCACCAAACCGGUCAUCAUUUUCAAUGGCUACAAGUGGAAGCUGACAGAGGAGCUGCGGCGCAUCAAGAGUUUGCUGCUGGACAUGUUCCGUAUCGAUCAGAUCGAUACAAUCCGGCUGCAGGGAAUAGAACACGUGCUCAGCUUUACGCUUGCAGAUGAUCUGACCAUUUUGGUGCGUUCCUAUCGCAUCCAGCUGAAGAAGAGUGGCCAACGAACGCCCCGUAUCGAGCUGGUUGAAAUGGGCCCGUCGCUAGAUCUGUCCGUGCGACGCACAAAGAUUGCCUCGGACAAUCUGUACAAGGUGGCGAUGAAGCAACCGGCUAUACUGAAGGUGGCCAAGAGGAAGAACGUAACGCGUGACGAGCUGGGCAAUGUACACGGCAGAGUGCACGUUGGCAAGCAGGAUAUCAAUGUGCUGCAGACUAGGAAGAUGAAGGGCCUGCGAAAGACGGCCGAAGAGAAACGGCAGGAGAAACUGAACAAGCAGCAACGGAACUCGGCAAGUGCAGAUGCUUCGAUGGAAGAAGGUGUGGAAGGUGAAUCGAACGAAGAAAUGGACGAAGAGUGA
Messenger RNA from Anopheles marshallii, 978 nucleotides. RefSeq names its product ribosome production factor 2 homolog (gene Non3). Gene Ontology annotation, molecular function: rRNA binding. The record is from RefSeq and is a predicted model, not a curated record. Gene Ontology annotation, cellular component: nucleolus. Bases 1 to 978 code for a protein of 325 amino acids. Gene Ontology annotation, biological process: maturation of LSU-rRNA from tricistronic rRNA transcript (SSU-rRNA, 5.8S rRNA, LSU-rRNA); ribosomal large subunit assembly. NCBI's taxonomy places the organism in Eukaryota, Metazoa, Arthropoda, Insecta, Diptera, Culicidae. The transcript has 3 exons.